Molecule: messenger RNA, 1905 nt
Organism: Cladophialophora psammophila CBS 110553
Lineage: Eukaryota; Fungi; Ascomycota; Eurotiomycetes; Chaetothyriales; Herpotrichiellaceae
Exons: 5
Coding region: 1-1905 (634 amino acids)
Molecular function (GO): long-chain fatty acid transmembrane transporter activity; long-chain fatty acid-CoA ligase activity
Source: RefSeq, a predicted model, not a curated record
AUGGCAGCAGCAACAGCCACAGCCGCACUCGCCAGCGCCGCAGCACUUUCGGCCUAUCUCAACGCCAAGUACCACCUAGCGAAGGAUUUGUCUCAUAUCUACUAUCAACACCGCGGGACGCGGCACCAAGCGCGCCUCAAGGCGCAGAACAAGGUCAACAUCUGGGCGACCUUUUGCGAGAACUGCGACAAAUUCGCGGACGACGCUUGUAUUUGGUACUCCGACCCGUCUACCAUCCCACCGACGAUUCACACCCUCACGUGGCGAGAAGCGCGCGAGUAUGCGUGUCAAUUCGCGGCAUGGUUUUUGGACGAAGCUGGUGUCAACCCGGGGGACUGUGUCGGGUUCUACUUGCAGAACAGCGCGGACUUUGUGCUGGGUUGGCUCGGUCUGUUGGGCAUCGGGUGCUACCCGGCGCUGAUCAACUAUAACCUCGUCGGCGGAGCGCUGGUGCACUGUGUCAAGAUCGCAGAGUGCAAGGUGCUCCUCGUGGACGAGGACUUCAAGGACCGCGUGUUUGAGAUCGAAGAAGAGUUGCGGCAGCUGGGCGCGGUAGUAUAUGUUGUUGAUCGAGAUUUCAGGGCCCGCAUCUCGAGAAUACCCGUGAAGAUGCCGGACGCGGAGUAUACGAAGGAUGCUGGCGAGAAGACGAAACUGGCGUUGCGGUACACGAGUGGCACGACCGGGUAUCCGAAAGGUGUGAUGGCAACAACUGGUCGAUACUACGCGCGACUCGCCUCCCAGUUCACCCAGAUGGGCAUUCAACGGCUUCAGGCCGCCGGCGGGUCGGGGGAUCGAUGGUACAUCUGCAUGCCCAUGUGUCACGCCACUGCAGGUUCGGCCGUCAUCAUCUGCAUGCUCAUGCCGACAACAUUGUGCAUAGGGUCAAAAUUCUCGGCCUCGCGGUUCUGGGACGAGGUCCGAACGUCUCGCUCAACCGUGGCUACUUAUGUCGGCGAGAUAGCCCGUUAUCUGCUUGCUCUGCCUCCCACGCCGUUGGACCGCCAGCAUUCCCUCCGAAUGGUGUAUGGCAAUGGCAUGAGGCCAGAUGUGUGGAGCCGGUUCCAGGAAAGAUUCGGCAUCGCCAGGGUCUGCGAGUUCUACGGCUCCACCGAGGGCGGUCUGUCACACCUCAACAUCCAGGAAGGAGAUUUUCUCCUCAAUGCCGUGGGUCAUGACGGUUUGAUACGCCGAUGGCAAUUGCAUGACCAGAUUGUGCCUGUGCUGGUCGACGCAGAGACCAACGGCAUCAUUCGCAAUCCCGAGACUGGAUGUGCAGUGCGGAUGCCCUAUGAGAUUGGCGGAGAGCUUCUAUUCCGGCUAGACUCGGAGGCCAGCUUCGUCGGCUACUGGAAGAACCCCGAGGCGACGGAGAAGAAGUUUGCGCGAGACGUGUUUCGCAAGGGUGACUUGUGGUACCGCAGCGGCGACUCGCUCAAGCGAGACAAGGGCGGCAAGUGGUCGUUCCUGGAUCGCUUGGGCGACACGUUCCGAUGGAAAGGCGAGAACGUGUCGACGGCCGAAGUGUCGGAAUGCCUGGGCAGACACCCCGGCGUGAUCGACGCCAAUGUCUACGGCGUCCAGCUGCCGAACCAUGACGGCAGAGCGGGAUGUGCGGCACUGAUGCUCGAUCCCGCAGUUGCGCAGACCUUUGGCCUUGCUGGACUGCUGAGGCAUGCGCGAAGAGACCUCCCAGGUUUCGCCGUACCGCUGUUCCUCCGAAUAGUGCCUUCGGGCUCACUGAAUUCGAUGGGGCUGAAGCAGGACAAGGUGCAGCCUCGGUCUGAAGGCGUCGACCCGGCGCGAGUGCGCGGUGACCAGCUGUAUGUCUUGAGGGGAAAUCGAUAUGUCGUCUUCACAGCGGCCGACUGGGACGACCUGUCGGCGGCGAGAGCAAGACUAUGA